AAAAAAAAAAAAAAAAAAAAAGAGCAAACAGAAACUUACUUCAGCAAUGGGGAAUGCGAAUUGUCUUGCAGUUCCGGCAAAAAGAGAUCUAUCUAAGAAAAGGAAGCCUUUGCCGAUUGACUCCAUUUUCAAGCUUCCUUCUGCAGUGCCCUCUUUGCCUCCAGGCGAUGGAUUUGCGAGCGGGAGGAUUGGUCUUGGAGGGAUACAAGUUUGCCAAAUUUCGACUUUCUACAAAGUUUGGGCCACCCAUGAAGGAGGACCGGGCAAUCUCGGAGCCACCUUCUUCGAGCCAUCGCCGAUACCGGAAGGGUUCCACAUGUUAGGCUGCUAUAGCCAGCCUAACAACAAGCCCCUCUUCGGAUGGGCAUUGGCUGCAAAAGAUGACAGUGGAGAUGAAUCCACUAACGGAUCAGCUCUAAGUAAACCGGUAGAUUACUCUCUUGUUUGGAGCAGCGAGUCGCUAAAAAUCAAGCAAGACAACAACGCCUACGUUUGGUUGCCGACUCCCCCGGAUGGCUACAAAGCUGUUGGGGUCAUCAUCACGGAGAGCCCCCAAAAGCCUCCUCUUGAGAAAGUUCGAUGCGUCCGGACCGACCUCACCGAGCCGUGCGAGAUGGAGUCAUGGAUUUGGGGACCAGGCAAAGAAAGCGACGCCAAUGGCUUCAAUGUCUACACCCUACGGCCGACCAACCGAGGAACACAAGCCCUUGGUGUCGCCGUUGGCACGUUCUCCGCGCAAAUUGGCGGGACUAACGCCCUUCCUCCCUCCAUGGCUUGCUUGAGAAACGCCAAUAAUUCCAACAAAGUACACUCUUCCAUGCCUAAUUUAGCCCAAAUUGAGGCCAUUUUCCGUGCUUACGCUCCUCUAGUCUACUUCCACCCAGACGAGAAGUACCUCCCUUCUUCAGUGACAUGGUAUUUCACCAACGGCGCGCUUUUGUACAAACGUGGGGAAGAGUCUAACCCCACCGCGGUCGCGCCAACGGGCUCAAACCUCCCGCAAGGCGGCGCGAACGACGGCGAGUACUGGCUUGACCUACCAAAGGAUGAAAAGGAGAAGGAUAGGGUGAAGAGAGGAGAUUUGAGCUCCGCACAGGUUUACCUGCAUGCGAAGCCAAUGUUCGGUUCGACAUUCACUGACAUUGCAGUGUGGGUAUUUUACCCAUUCAACGGGCCCGCGAGGGCUAAAGUAGGGGUGUUCACGGUCGGGUUGGGAAAAAUAGGCGAGCACAUAGGUGAUUGGGAACACAUGACACUCCGAGUUAGCAAUUUCAACGGAGAAUUGUGGAAGCUCUACUUGUCAGAGCACAGUAAAGGCACGUGGGUCGAAGCUUCUGAGCUCGAAUUCUCCGAAAACAAUGGCGGCAGCGGCGGAGGCGGAAAAAGGCCCGUGGCGUACGCUUCACUGAGUGGACAUGCAUUGUAUGCAAAGCCUGGGACGGUGAUGCAAGGCAAUGGGGUUAUAGGGAUAAGAAAUGAUACUGCAAAGAGCAAAAUAGUUAUGGACACUGGCGCGAAGUUCGAGGUGGCGGCGGCGGAGUAUUUGGCGGCGGCGGAGCCGCCAUGGGUGAACUAUUUGAGGAAGUGGGGCCCAAAGAUUGAUUAUGACACGAAGGAGGAAGCAGAGAAGGUUGAGAAAAUGUUGCCCGGAAGGCUGAAGACGGCAUUUAAGAAGUUUAUUGAUGGUUUGCCGAAUGAAUUUUUUGGGGAAGAUGGCCCCACGGGUCCUAAAGUUAAGGCCAAUUGGAUUGGAGAUGAAGAAACUUGAGAAUGUAUGAUUCAGAUUUCUUUGUUGCAUUUUUUCUUUUCACCUUUUUUAUUUAUGAUUUUUUUUCAUUGGAUUCUGAUAAUAAU
Messenger RNA from Morus notabilis, 1854 nucleotides. RefSeq lists its product as uncharacterized. The transcript is spliced from 2 exons. The record is from RefSeq and is a predicted model, not a curated record. Lineage: Eukaryota; Viridiplantae; Streptophyta; Magnoliopsida; Rosales; Moraceae. Bases 47 to 1768 code for a protein of 573 amino acids.